ACCACCUCCUCCAAAAUGCCAGAUGAAGUACCAAAACGCAUCCUCUCCAUCCAAUCCGCAGUAGUCUCAGGCUACGCAGGAAACCGCGCCUCAACCUUCCCUCUCCAACUCCUCGGCUACGACGUCUCAGCCCUCAACACAGUCCAUUUCUCAAACCACACUGGAUACGGCUCAUUCCGCGGUUUCCGACUUACGGCCGAGCAGAUCUUGGAGCAAUAUGAGGGGUUGGAGGAGAACGGGUUGAGUUGUCGACAUGGGUAUUUGUUAACGGGAUAUGUGCCUGGUGAGGAGGGUGUUAUGGCUGUGGGACAGAUUGCGGAGAGGCUAAGGAAUGAGAGGAAGAGGAUGGGGGAGGGCUUGAUGUGGGUUUGUGAUCCGGUGAUGGGGGAUCAGGGACGGUUAUACGUCUCGCAAGGCUGCGUGGAAGCCUAUAAAGACAUCAUCCGGUCCGCGGACGUGAUCACCCCGAAUCAAUUCGAAGCAGAGACUUUAACAGGACUCACAAUAACCUCCCUCCCAACCCUCCGCACCGCAAUGACCGCCCUCCACGAAGCCUACGGCGUCAAACACGUCGUCAUCACCUCCAUCCAACUCCCCUCCCACCCCGACUCCCUCAUCUGCGCAGGCUCAACCCAAACGCCUGGGAAACACAUGCAUGCGCAAUUCUGGUACCAAGUACCGAAACAACCUGGAUUCUAUUCGGGGACAGGCGAUGUGUUUGCUGCGCUCCUGCUGGCACAUCUCGAUGCGGGGAGUUUGGCGGAAGGGGGCGCGUUACAGAUCGUGGUCAGGAAGGUAUUAAGUACGCUUUCCUCCAUCCUCUCCCGGACGCGGAAAGGAAUGGAGGAGGAGCUCCAGACUUCUUCCACCGAUCUAGAUAGGAAUGAGAAGGAAGAAAAGGUGAGGGUUAUUCGCGCGGCGGAGUUACGGCUCGUGCAGAGUCAAGAGGCGAUAUUGAGACCCCCGGAGUCGGGGUGGUUGGAGCCGAGGGUUGAUUGGCCUGAGGAGAUGAAUUGAGGAGAUGGGAGAGGAAGAGAAAUAAGAGUGGUAUUUAUGAUAGAGGGUAUACACGGUGCCAAAAUAGUACGUCGCUCAACGACGGACAAGAUAGCUAUAACUAAUCUAACCCGAAAAAUUGACGAUGAAGAAAUGUAGUACGAUGCUCGCAAAGACAAAAUUCCCAAAUGCUCGUUUUGGAUUGACAGUCUCAAAUGCAAACCGGAACGCCUGUCCAUAACCUGGUCUCAAUCACUCAAUCACUCGUAUUCGAAACUUCCAUACUUUCCUCCAUAUCAGCAACCUCCGAAUCAUAGCCUUCACUAGUAGGUGGAGCAAACUGCCCCGCAGAGCUCGCGCUUUGGUUCAUGGAGGGUAACGCAAACGAGCUCUCAGGGUGCC
Saitoella complicata NRRL Y-17804 is the source of this 1398-nucleotide messenger RNA. Its product is annotated as Ribokinase-like protein. The transcript is spliced from 3 exons. Gene Ontology annotation, cellular component: cytosol. The record is from RefSeq and is a predicted model, not a curated record. Gene Ontology annotation, biological process: pyridoxal 5'-phosphate salvage. Lineage: Eukaryota; Fungi; Ascomycota; Saitoellomycetes; Saitoellales; Saitoellaceae. The coding region runs from base 16 to 1017 and encodes 333 amino acids. Gene Ontology annotation, molecular function: pyridoxal kinase activity.